AUGCAUAUUGUAUACAUCUUUGGGGCUUUGCUCCUCGGUGUCAGUUUUGCACAGCGACCUAGCAAUAAUACAAUAUGCGAUUACUAUACCGUCAAAUUGUAUGGCGCCAAUACAAGCGAUACCCAGAAUCAGUUGAUGCAGGGAAUCAUAGCUCUAGCUUUCGGAGGCGGAGCAAACAUUCCAAACGCAACAGAUAUCACCGGCGUGUUCAAUCCAGGAACAUAUCAAGGCGUCCCUGUUGAUCUGCGGCCAUGGUUUGACGGCUCCAAAGCAUCCACGAACCUCAACAAUCAGCCUGUAGGGAUUAAUUGGCUGGACGGAGGAGGAGUUCAACCGCUGAACAAUUUCUUGACGAGUGGAAGUCAGACUGCAAUCCAAUUUUCGACGAAUACUACAAAUCAAUAUCGACUAUUCUCACAUUGGACCUUUGCCUUCUCUCGCCUCUUCGGCUGUACGCAACCUAAACCUCUGCCCGCGUUGCCUGGCGGCUUCCUCUCUCUUGCCUACGUCCAUAAAUUCAUGGGUUUGAACUACACCGAAGUAGGACAUUUCAUAAACCAGUUGACAAAAGCCUCUGGCCAUUUCGGGUUUUCGGACCAAGAUGCUCUCACUCUGAACACACAAAUGAACGCACAGUAUAACGUGAGAUGUGCACCGCCUGUCGACAAUCCAAGACUAGGACCACAGCUGUGGAGUCUUUGCCAGAACGAAACAUGCCCGCUAGCACAACCAAGUGCAGAUUGCGCGCCCUAUGUCGAUAUUCAACCGAGUGGUGUGUCAAGAGCCGUGUCCGGAACAGCUUCACCAUCUGUAUCACCUACAGCACCACCCACCUCCUCAGCAGCGACAACAUCCGCUUCUGCCUCCACCACUACCUCAUCCACAUCCUCGUCACCUACAACCGCCGCCUCCUCGUCUCCCGCAACACUCUCCCCCGGCGGCAUAGCAGGCGCAGCAAUCGGCGGAGCGGCCGUCUUCCUCUUCUUCAUAACCCUAAUAAUCUACCUCCUCCGGCGCCGCCGAAACGACAAACCAGCCCCAGAACACCUGCCGCCCACGACUCAAUCCUACUACACUGCCAGCCAGCCCGAUCAUCACGCGAGUUAUAUGAGCGGCAACACAAGUCAGACUGCGCACGUCGAGCAGUGGGUUCAGGAGGCUCCUAGUGAGCCGCCUGCGGAGAUGGAGGGGGGUGCUUGGACUUCGAGUCCGAAGACGGGGCAUGUUAGUAGUAGUACUUAUUUGAGUCCGGUGAGUCCUAGUAGGUAUUGA
Messenger RNA from Glarea lozoyensis ATCC 20868, 1272 nucleotides. RefSeq lists its product as uncharacterized. The coding region runs from base 1 to 1272 and encodes 423 amino acids. The record is from RefSeq and is a predicted model, not a curated record. The transcript has 2 exons. Lineage: Eukaryota; Fungi; Ascomycota; Leotiomycetes; Helotiales; Helotiaceae.